Molecule: messenger RNA, 2309 nt
Organism: Eurytemora carolleeae
Lineage: Eukaryota; Metazoa; Arthropoda; Copepoda; Calanoida; Temoridae
Product: SET and MYND domain-containing protein 4
Exons: 23
Coding region: 12-2198 (728 amino acids)
Molecular function (GO): protein binding
Source: RefSeq, a predicted model, not a curated record
UUUUCAGAAGAAUGUCACUCGGCUUCGAUGCCGAGACGUGGCCGGUUGUCUUGGAUACAUUGACGGAAAAACUAAAGAAAAUAAAUCUCCCGCAUCAAAUUAACAACAUCAAGACAUUUGAGGGAAAGGUUUCUAAGGCCCGUGAAAACAUAACAAUCAGACAGAAGAUUGCAACCUACAUCAGUAAGUGUAGUGAGGUCCAUCAUUUUAAGAACGGAACUGCGGCCUCAAGACUUCGAGAUCAGGGAAAUGAGAAGUUUAAGCGGAAAGAUAACGCCGGCGCUUUAAAACUGUACACAGAAAGCAUAAUCUGCGCCCCUGAGUAUGGACCGGAGUUGUCCCUGGCGUACGGAAACCGGUCUGCUGCCUUGUUUCACUGUGGGGAGUACCGUGCCGCCCUGGACGAUGUACAGAUGGCGUUGAAGUGCAAAUAUCCGAAGAAUAUUGAAUACAAGAUUCUUCAACGGAAAGCUCAGUGUCUUUUACGCCUAGGUUCCUACGCGGAGGCCGUUGAGGUGUUGAAUAGCUGUCAAGCUGGUGUUGAUGCGGCCAAGUUAUCUGAUGAAAAGAAGAUUUCUGUUAUGAAAGAUGUGAACGCUAUGGUGCUCGAGCUUGAGGGCCUUCUUAACAGGACAAACUCAACUGAAAGGGACCAGACUAACGACCCAAGUCCUUUGUUCGUCAAUUCUUCACUUCCAAAUGCGUCGCCGAAGUUAGCAUUAAAGAGUUCAGAGGAGAAAAUCAAGGGAAGAUUUGUGAUAACAUCGCAAAGUAUUGAAGAAGGAGAACUACUGUUUAGUGAAGAGCCAUAUAGUAGUGUACUGCUACCAGAGCAGUACAGUACACACUGUCAUCAUUGUUACAGAAAACUUGAGGCACCUAUGCCCUGUAAGAAAUGUACACAGCCACGUUACUGCAGUAAUGCGUGUGUGGAGGAAGGAUGGCAAGAGUAUCACCAGUAUGAGUGCGGUCAACUUGAUCUUCUGCACUCCAUAGGUAUUGGUCACUUAGCUGUGCGAACUGUUCUUGUGACUGGAUUGGAGAAACUGGUUAAUAUCAAGCAAUCAAUUAAGGGAGAAAAUUUUGAAUAUUCCAACGAUGAUGAAUACAGCCGAGUUUUCAGUCUGACCCAUCAUGUUGACAAGAUGCAGGAAGAUGAAUGUUUCCAGUACACAGUGACCGCUGCCCUCCUUGCAACCUUCCUCACCAAGAAGAGCAAGUUUAUCUUCCCAACUAAAUCUCCCUCCCAGCAGACAGAAGAUGAUACAGAUGAGGACCUAGUGAAUUAUAUCGGUGGAUUGGUACUCCGGCAUCUAUGUCAACUGGUCGGAAAUGCUCAUGCAAUAACAGAGCUAAGAGAGAGUGAGAAUGGAGAUGUACAGCAGGUUCGGUUAGCUACAGCAAUAUAUCCCAGUGCCAGCAUGAUGAAUCAUAGUUGUGUAACAACAAUCAUAAACCAAUUCAAGGGACGCCGUCUUUUAGUCCGUGCAACCAGAAGCCUGCAGCCCGGUGACCAGGUAACAAACUGUUAUGGUCCGCACUAUAGAAGACAUGCAUAUCAAGAGAGACAAGACAUGUUACUCAAUCAAUAUAAAUUCAGAUGUAUGUGCGAAGCAUGCGCGGAUCUGAAGGAAAGGAAUUUCAUGAAAAAGUUUGAGGCCAGAAGAUGUAAUUUCUGUGAUGGAUCUGUGAUAGAUGAGACCUGUACUACCUGUGAUAAACAAAUGAAAACCUCUGAAGAUUAUGAUGCUGAAAUAGAUGGAAUAGUUGGUGAACUGUUGAACUGUGGGAUACAGGAUACACCAGGAGAAAGGAAUCGUAUUCAACGAUUAGAGAAGAGUGAACGCAGACUCAGCAAUAUUCUUUACAAGCAUAACUCUCAUCUUGCCAGAGUUAGAGAUAUGUUGGCUCGAGCAUAUUCUGAUGAAGGAGAGUAUAGUUUAGCAGCAGAACUCACAAGGAAAUGUUUGGGAACAGUAUCUGAAAGAUAUGGAACUAAAUCUAUAGAAGUUGGCCAUGAACUCCUCAAAUAUACAGAUCUAGUUUUCGCCCAGUUGAACAAUGGAGAACAGUUAGAUCCUAUACUUCUUAUACAAUCUCUGACCGAGGCCCGUGAUAUAUUUGCACUUAACUACGGGGAAAACUGCAAAUUUGUUGCGGAGCUGAACCAGAAACUGAGCCUGCUUAACCAACCUUAAUCUCAUCGCCGCACAUCUCCGAUUUUGGUGACAAAAAGCGUUGAUUUAUCCGAUUUGGAGAGAAAUAGAACCCAGAAUUUAGAAUUCUGGAUAAAGGUUCUUUAUUUCAGA